CCAAAUUUUGCUAACUCAACUCCUGUCACGUCUGUCAAUGGAUGGAUUGUCAUUCAGCAGAGGAUUGAUGGCUCGCAGAGUUUCAACCAAAAUUGGGACACGUAUAAAUUAGGAUUUGGAACUUACUACAAAAACUUCUGGUUGGGCUUGGAGAAGAUGCACCAGUUAACGACAUCGGCUGAUUACAGGUUGAGAUUUGAAGUGCUUAUCAGCGGUGCUUGGUACUCCGAUGAAUAUGACCAUUUCACGAUAAAUUCGGAGUUUGAAAAAUAUUCCCUCAAAGUUUCUGGACACAGUGGAGAUGAGAAAAAUAAUAUGGACUACCACAAUGGUAUGAAGUUUUCAACACCCGAUCAAGAUAACGAUCAGUAUCCCGGCUUCAACUGCGCUCUGCUGUGGUCGUCCGGAAAUUGGUUCAAUUAUUGUUUAUAUCAAAAUAUGAAUGGUGUUUAU
Molecule: messenger RNA, 453 nt
Organism: Helobdella robusta
Lineage: Eukaryota; Metazoa; Annelida; Clitellata; Rhynchobdellida; Glossiphoniidae
Exons: 3
Source: RefSeq, a predicted model, not a curated record